AUGAAUUAUGAACGUCGUAAAGGUAUGUUUUGUUCGGGUCUACUUUUUGGCUUCUGGUUAUUAGUCUUUGUGGCUAUAAUACCUGAUGUGAUUGAUUAUUCAAUUGAAUACCAACGACCAAUUGUACCUGAAUUAUAUAAAAGUUUUCCAUCUCGUAUAACUUUCUGGUGGGUAACACCACUUAUUGUUCGUGGUUAUAAAAAACCAUUAACUGAAGAAGACUGUUGGCAAUUGGAAAUAUCAGAACGAGCUGUUCAUGUUGUUCAUCGUGUACAAGCUUGUUUAGAAGGAACAAUCAAUCGAGCAAAAUCCAUAGCCUAUGAAAAGAGUAAAACGUGGAAUAAAAAUGAUUCCUCAAAUAGAAAGAAAACUCAAGACGAGAAUCAAGAUUUAUUAAACAGAUUGCCAUCAGUUGAAAUAAAAGCAAUACCAACAUCGAAUCGAAAACCAAUCGUUUUUUGGCGUGCACUCUUUCUGGCAUAUAAAGGCAAACUUAUUGCUAGUGGUUUGAUGAAAGUUAUUCAUGAUAUUUUACAAUUUAGUGGACCAAUGAUUCUCAAACAAGUUCUUACUUUUUUAAAUGAUUCAACAGCACCAACAUGGCUCGGUGUAUUUUAUGCUAUUCUACUUGGUGCAACUGUGUUUUGUCAAACAUUAUUUUUACAAGCUUAUUUUCAUCGACAAUAUAUUGUUGGUCUUCGAUUUCGUUCAGCUAUAACUGGACUUAUAUAUCGAAAAAGUUUAAAAUUAUCAAAUUCAGCUAAACAAGGAACAACAACUGGAGAAAUUGUUAAUCUGAUGUCAAUCGAUGCUUCACGUUUCGGUGAUAUUACUUCAUAUAUUCAUGUUUUAUGGUCUGGUAAGUAUCAUAAUUAA
Messenger RNA from Rotaria sp. Silwood2, 876 nucleotides. NCBI's taxonomy places the organism in Eukaryota, Metazoa, Rotifera, Eurotatoria, Philodinida, Philodinidae. The record is from the annotation of a GenBank genome assembly.